UCGGUCCCUUCAGGUCGCAAACAACACUCGGGCAUUUCACAAAAGCACCCGGCCCCCUUGCUACCCUUGGAACCCCAGCCCGCUUCCCUGGAACCCUCUCUGCACAGAGCUGGUCACAUGAACUCGGGCUUUCUUCGGUGUGACGGGUGUCUUAGAUCCCUUUGUGAGCGCAGGUUUGAAAGGGAACGAGCGGGUUCUGGGUUUGAGACGAGCAGGGGAUCCGGCGGGGGGAAGGCUGUCGGAGCCAAUCAAGCCGCCUCCAGACCCCACCACGUCGCCUGGGCUGCGCGCUGUUAUUUCUCUUCGGCGCUCCCGCCUCCGGGUCUCGUCCUAGGGUGCCCGGGCAGGCGAAGACCCCAGGCCCAGCAGCUGGACAUGGAGACUCAGCGCUCAUCGCCUCUGUCAUUCCCCAGUGUUCUGCCGGAAGAACCCCCGCGACAGGGCCCUGCCGGUCUCCCCCGAGACACUCUGUUCCAGUCCCGCGUUCUUCCCCCCAAAGAAAUUCCUUCUCUGAAUCCCACCAUUCCCCGGCAAGGCUCCCUACCCCACACUCCCAAGCAAGAGACCUCGGGCCGGAUGCCACACGUGUCCCAGAAGGGACCCUCACUCCAGUACCCUGCUGUCCCUGAGCAAGAGACGCAGCGCCAGGGCCCCCUGACUUCCCAGGAGACCCAGUAUCCACCCCCAGCUGCUGCUGAUCAGGAGGUCUCCCUUCUCUCUCAGUCCACCCAUCAAGAAGCCCCACCCCGCUCCCCUGAAGUUCCUGAGAAAGAUCCCCUCACCCUGUCCCCCACAGUUCCCGAGACCAACAUGGACCCCCUGCUCCAGAACCCAGUUUCCCAAAAGGACACCCCCUUCCAGGUCUCUUCUGCAGCCCAGAAGGACACGCCACUGCCGACGGCGGAGAUCACCCGCUUGGCCGUGUGGGCUGCAGUCCAGGCGGUGGAGAGGAAACUGGAGGCCCAGGCCAUGCGGCUGCUGACGCUGGAGGGACGGACGGGGACAAAUGAGAAGAAGAUAGCCGACUGCGAGAAGACGGCCGUGGAGUUUGCGAACCACCUGGAAAGCAAGUGGGUCGUGCUGGGGACGCUGCUGCAGGAGUACGGGCUGCUGCAGAGGCGGCUGGAGAACAUGGAGAACCUGCUGAAAAACAGGAACUUCUGGGUCCUGCGGCUGCCCCCGGGCAGCACGGCGGAGGCCCCCAAGGUCCCUGUCACGUUCGAUGACGUCGCCGUCCAUUUCUCGGAGCAGGAGUGGGGUAACCUGUCCGAGUGGCAGAAGGAGCUCUACAAGAAUGUGAUGAGGGGCAACUACGAGUCUCUGGUUUCCAUGGACUAUGCAAUUUCCAAGCCAGACCUCAUGUCGCAGAUGGAGCGCGGGGAGAGGCCGACCAUGCAGGAGCAGGAGGACUCAGAGGAGGGCGAGGCGCCUGCAGAUCCCAGUGCUGCCCACGACGGGAUUGUGAUUAAGAUCGAGGUGCAGACCAAUGAUGAGGGCUCAGAGAGCCUGGAGACCCCGGAGCCCCUGAUGGGACAGGUGGAAGAGCAUGGCUUCCAGGACUCGGAGCUGGGCGACCCGUGUGGAGAGCAGCCAGACUUGGACAUGCAGGAGCAGGAACAUACCCUGGAGGAGGCUACGGAAGGCUCCAGCGAGUUCAGCGAGCUCAAGCAGAUGCUGGUGCAGCAGAGAAACUGCACAGAGGGGAUCGUGAUCAAAACCGAGGAGCAAGAGGAAGAGGAGGACGAGGAGGAGGAGGACGAGCUGCCGCAGCACUUGCAGGCCCUCGGGCCGCUGUCCGGCAGGUACGAGGCCAGCAUGUAUCCGACCCCGCUGCCCGGGGAGCUGUCCCCGGAGGGCGAGGAGAGCCCCCCGCCGCUGCAGCUGGGAAACCCCGCAGUGAAGAGGCUGGCGCCCGUGUCCCAUGGCGACCGGCACUCGAGCGACAGCCGGGGCUCCUCCAGCCAGCAGCAGCGGAACCGGCGCGGCGAGCGGCCCUUCACCUGCAUGGAAUGCGGCAAGAGCUUCCGGCUGAAGAUCAACCUCAUCAUCCACCAGCGCAACCACAUCAAGGAGGGGCCCUACGAGUGCGCCGAGUGCGAGAUCAGCUUCCGGCACAAGCAGCAGCUCACGCUGCACCAGCGCAUCCACCGCGUCCGCGGCGGCUACGUGUCGCCCGAGCGCGGGCCCGGCUUCGCCCCCAAGCACGCGCUCAAGCCACGCCCCAAGUCGCCCAGCUCGGGCAGCGGCGGCGGCCCCAAGCCCUACAAGUGCCCUGAGUGUGACAGCAGCUUCAGCCACAAGUCGAGCCUGACCAAGCACCAGAUCACACACACGGGCGAGCGGCCCUACACGUGCCCCGAGUGCAAGAAGAGCUUCCGCCUGCACAUCAGCCUGGUCAUCCACCAGCGCGUGCACGCGGGCAAGCACGAGGUCUCCUUCAUCUGCAGCCUGUGCGGCAAGAGCUUCAGCCGCCCGUCGCACCUGCUGCGCCAUCAGCGGACUCACACGGGCGAGCGGCCUUUCAAGUGCCCCGAAUGCGAGAAGAGCUUCAGCGAGAAGUCCAAGCUCACCAACCACUGCCGCGUGCACUCGCGCGAGCGCCCGCACGCCUGCCCCGAAUGCGGCAAGAGCUUCAUCCGCAAGCACCACCUGCUGGAGCACCGGCGCAUCCACACCGGCGAGCGGCCGUAUCACUGCGCCGAGUGCGGCAAGCGCUUCACGCAGAAGCACCACCUGCUGGAGCACCAGCGCGCGCACACGGGCGAGCGGCCCUACCCCUGCACGCACUGUGCCAAGUGCUUCCGCUAUAAGCAGUCGCUCAAGUACCACCUGCGGACACACACGGGCGAGUGAGCGCGCCCCCGCGCGGCCGCCAGGCCGGGUGUGCCGCCAGGUGCGCGGCCCAGCCCGCCCCUGGGCAGAUGCCUGGCUGCCGCGGGGCCCGAGCCCAGCGGGCGGGGUCCCCAGCCCCUUUGCUGUGAGCCCUCUUCUCCUUUCAUCCCUUCUCCCAAGGACACGGGGGUCCUGAGACCAGGUCGCUUGCUGCCGUGUUUACCCGGGGCCCCAGGGCGGGAGAACGCAAACCUGGGGAACCCUUUCGGGCUGUUAAUUUCCUUGACAAUAAAAUGGAUGAAACCAAUCAGCACGGGGGGAGUGAUUCGGCCGCCGGCCACUCGGAGGGUUGGUGCAGGGCCACUUAGUUGGGGAUAGAACUUUAUAAUUACCUUUUGGAUACUGUGGUUCUAUUUGAUAAUAAUAGAGUAAUUUUUAAAAGACGAGCGUUUCCUGUUUGCCGUUUUUGUUUGGUUUUGAAGGGGAGGGGUUGAGAAGGUGUCCAAGGGACGUGUGCCUAGUGUCAGCUGAAAGGUGCUGUUGUCUCAUUUAUGUGCUUAUUCCUUGUAUUGGGUGGUGAAGGGGACGCAGAUCCCACCGAUUAUGAAAUCGAAAAGAGGAUGAGGAGCUUGAAAUAGUGAAUGAGCUUAAGGAAGGGUGGAAGCUCCUGGCACCUUGAUGUCGGAGGACAGUGGGCAUUCAGGAGGGAGGCAGGAAGAGCGACAGAUCUGGAAUGGGCCGGAAAGACGGUCCUACAGCAAACGCUGGGCGCGUCCCUCGGGACCAAGCAGCCUUCCUGCCCAGCUUGAAAUGUGGCUGGUGGAGGGGUGGCGAGGAGAAGGUAUCAGGAAGGGAUGCAGAGGCCCCUGGUGCCAGUCUUUGGGGAAACCACAAAAGGCACCAUUCAGAACAUUUUCUACUUGUUAUUUGUAUGUUGCACCAAAGCGACUCUUUAUCUGUUAAAUGCACGAAUGUACCCUGGUUUCACGAGGUAUUCAUUUCUCAUUGCCAUCCAUUGAGGCCUAGAGACAACGUGGGCAUAUUACGUUGCCCACAGAGCGAUUGACUCUUGCUCUGCUCCUGGGCCUGGCGGUGGCCCAGAGAGAAUUCCGGCCAUUCGAGGAGUCGGUUCGUGGAGGCUAGCAGAGUGCCCAGCUCAGCCAGGAGAGCUGGGAAGGCCAGACUUCUGCUCAAGGCAGAGAGACUGGCCUGAGAGACAGGAACUGCUGAAGGCAGGCAGACUAAGUCGUGAGUCUGGGGUGGUGAGGAAGGGACAAGACACUAAAGGAUGUGCGGAAAAGGGAGUGAGAGCGGGGAGGUGCUCCAUUCUCGACUGAGGGACCACAGAGGUCAUCAACCCCUCCUCUCCUGAUAAAGAUGCGUAAACUGAGGCUCAGAGAGGGGAAGUCAUACCCAAGAGCCCACAUUUAAAAGGAUAUGACUUCUCUACACUGAACAUUUCCGAAAGGAUGGUAGGACAUCAGGGCAGGCGGCCCGAGUCGGGGGCAGAGGCCCGGGCUGGCGUGAUGGGAUGGAGAGGCCCCCAGUCUCGGCCCUGAUCUCCAGAAGCAGCUGGAGAGUAGAGUGAUUCCCCAGAAGCAAGGAGUUCCAUUCGUGAACAGUAAACACUGAGUGCCAGGUUUGCGGAAGCUAGCAGUUGCUCUGCCGACUGGAGGAGGAGGAGCCUGGAGAAGUCAGGACAGCUUCUCGGUGGAGGUGGAAUUCCAGGUGCCUCUGUGGGCUGGGAGGAGUCCACAGAUGAAAAAAAUGCAGGCCUUUUGGUGGGGUGUCCUUUAAGGCAGAAGCGUGGAAAGUGGGCUCCAGUUGAUUCCGGAGCAGUGAUUGAUUUUGGAGAGGGCUUGUGGAGAGAAAACAGGAUCGAAGUUUGGCUUGGAGUAGACUGGGGGUGCAGAGGGAGUCUUCGAUCUAAGACUUCAAGAUGGAGUUGGAAUUUGAUCUGUGUGAGAAACCAUUGAGACUGCUGAGCAGGAGAGGGAACGGAUGCACAUAGGGAAUAAGAGGCUGAACCUGAAGGAGAAGGAAACUUAUCACUGUCAGACGUACGGGAGAAACAGACCUGUUCGAUGGAGGUGCCACAGAUAAAGGAACUAGUGGCUGGCGGUUGAUGGGAUGACGGUUGAUGGGAUGACGGAGGAAAUGGCUCUUUUGAACUCUGGAGUGUUUGCAGUUGCUAAGGGAUGUUAGCAGAGAUGUUUUGGAGAUAUUUGGUGGAGAGCCAUCGCCGCUCCAAAUCUUGACUAGUCCCGGGAUUUACGGUUCUAGUCCUGAGAUGUUCCGACUUGAGCGGUGGACCACAGUAGUUUAGGGUGAAAUCCAAGAUAGAAACUCAGCAACUUCAUUUGUUGUGCGUUACUGGGGCAUCCUCAGAGCGCCUUGGGGGUCUGAGCAUUUUUUCCCCCAGGCAUCUGGUUUCUAAAGGAUGCAAUAUAGUCAAGGGCUGGUACUUCUUAUACGGAGCUGGACUGUAAAGGGGCUCUGUACUCCUCCUUCCCCUUCCUUGGCUCUGCCCCCCAUCUUCAUGCCUCUUCCUUCGAGGAGCCCAGCACCCUCCACUCCAGUCAUCUCUCCUCUCAUCCCAACUCCUAGACCCCAUCGUGCUUCUCACUUUCCAUCUUCCAUAACCUCUGUAGCAGUCCAAGGCCAACAUCUACAGGGGAUUCUCAUCAAAGCGUAGACAGACACUGGAGUCGAACAGAUGUGGAUUUAAACUUGAUAGCUGUGUGGCCUUGUACAAGUUAAUUAACAGAAUAUCAAUUUCCUCACCUGUUCAACGGGGAUGAUAAAGUUUCCAUUGUUCUGAAGCUUAAAUAACAUAUAACAUAAAUACAUAGCAAAGACGCUGGCACCUGCAGAGCCCUCAGAUUAAGUUGGCUAAUUUCAUUAUUAGCUUUUAGCUAAUGAUGGCUUAACUUAGUAAAAGGAGAAGUUCAGGUAGGUCAUGGGCUGGUGGUAUAUUUAAAAAAAAAAAAAAAAAUCUCUGAGAAGGAAAUUUCCCCAGCCAACAGAAGCAGAAAAUUAUUUGGUGUGAAGGAGUUCAAAUCCAACCACACAGGCAGCUACACUUGGUCGUGAUGUCAGAGCAGACGGGUUUAAAAGUCACCUCUGAGCCACACGCUCGAGUUAGUAGCGGGGUGGAGCCCCUGCUUGCUGGGUGUCUGGUGUGCUUUUACAGUGCUUUCUUAGGGUGCACUUCAUUUAAUUAGAAAGCAAGACUUUCAAAUUCCUAACUUGCCCAUUGUCAUCGGCCCCAUGGAGCUGUGUACCAGAAAGAAAAAUUGUCAUUUAUUGAAUGCGUCUUCCUUUUGAAGACUUUGCAUAUAUCACCUCAUCACUCUGCUGUAUGCAUCAUUUUACUCAUUUUAUGGGUGAAGGGCGUGAGGCUCAGAGAGGUUAAGUCGGCCCAAAGUCACGCAGCACCGAGUUAGUGGAGUCAGGAUUUGAACUCGAGUCUCUGUGACUCCAAAGCCCACGCACUUGACCGCAGAGUUCUUUCCUUGGAACCUGAAUUGUUAUUGAAAAAGAGAAAGCCAGCGCCUCUUUCCAAUUAUUCCAUUUUAUCCUUCGAUUUUAAAAUUUAAGACGAAAUUAGGGAAAACAGAAUACAUCAAGCAGAAUGUGCUUUGUGCCAUAUAUUUGCCAAAAUUAUUAAUGUAGUAAGAGACGCAGUAAAGGCCCCUGUGUUGAACCUAUCGUUUUACAGCUGGAGAAAUUCAGAUGGAGAGGAGCAGGUAGUCUGUGCUCGCUCACUCAGGUGGGGGGCAGCGAAGGGAGCAGGGCUUGGGUCUGGCACCUUAGGGGAUGCUCAUUGUCAUACAAGCGACCCUCCCCCCCCACCCUCCGCCUCCCCAGUAUGUAUUAAGCACCACUUGUGCAAUGCAUUGUCCUGGGCUCCUGGAAGAAACAAAAGGAUUAGGAAACCAUCUACUGCCUUGAGGGCCCUUAGAAUCUGGUGGAGACUCUGGCCUAAUUCUCUAGACUUAGCCUUUGGGGCUCUGGCAAGCUGAGGCCAUCUCAGAAACCUGUAGGUGGAUAUCUUUGCAGAGAGAGCCACACCUCCAUCUUUUCCUUGUCCCUCCUGUUAAUCAGGGUAGCUUUAACCAGCCAGGUGUCUGUGGGGACCUUUCCUGAGGCAAUGUGGUAGCGACUCCUCAGAUUAAGGGAUCAGGGACGAGGCCUCUAGGCCCUACUGUUGCCAGGGCAACGGUGAGUCAGGCCAAGGCCUCUCUGGCUUUCUGGAAAGCAGUUAGACUGCCAAACCUCUUGCUGCUUCCCAGGCAUAGAGGAAACUUCUAGAUUUAAAUUUUUUUAAAAAAUCAAUUCUGCAUUUGCCACUUCCAGUUGGGUUCCUUGAAAUGAGUCUUUUUUUGUUAAAACACAAUAGAAUCUAACCCUUUUAUUUCUGUUUUCUACAAAAGGUAACUCUAGGCUAAGAGAAUGUUUUUAAAAAAGAAAAGAAGGAAGAGGAAAAAAGGAAAGGAAGGAAGGAAAAGAGAAGGAAAUAAAAGAAAAAUUAAACCAAGUCCUACUGAUAGUGAAUGGCCUUACAUGAAAACUUCUGGUAAGCUGUCAGACCUAGCUGUGAUUUUAUUAGGGACAAUAAUAAUCAUCGCUACAGUUCAUCGGGUCUUACCAUGUUCCAGGCACUGUGCUAAGUAAAUGCUUUCAUAUUUUAUCUUGUGACAACCUGUGAAAUUGUAUUCGUAUCCCCUGCAGAUGAAGUUCAGAGAGGUUAAGCGAUUAGCCCAAGGUCACGUGGCCAGAAUUUAAACCUAACUGUGUGCUGUUAACUGCUGUUAUAUACUGCCUCCCAAUUUCUUCAACGUGGAUCCUUAAUA
This is a messenger RNA of Pteropus alecto (black flying fox), 7688 nucleotides long. It is a transcript of the gene ZNF777, whose product is annotated as zinc finger protein 777. The transcript is spliced from 6 exons. Gene Ontology annotation, biological process: regulation of transcription by RNA polymerase II. The coding region runs from base 118 to 2853 and encodes 911 amino acids. The record is from RefSeq and is a predicted model, not a curated record. Gene Ontology annotation, molecular function: RNA polymerase II cis-regulatory region sequence-specific DNA binding; DNA-binding transcription factor activity, RNA polymerase II-specific. NCBI's taxonomy places the organism in Eukaryota, Metazoa, Chordata, Mammalia, Chiroptera, Pteropodidae.